This is a messenger RNA of Penicillium daleae, 237 nucleotides long. RefSeq lists its product as uncharacterized. The transcript has a single exon. The record is from RefSeq and is a predicted model, not a curated record. Lineage: Eukaryota; Fungi; Ascomycota; Eurotiomycetes; Eurotiales; Aspergillaceae. The coding region runs from base 1 to 237 and encodes 78 amino acids.
AUGGUCAACUCUGGUUCAGCCCUUGCUGUGCCUGUCCCUUACCUUGGAAUCCGAAUGAACCCUUUUGUGGGUGAGCGUUCGAGAUUUUGGACGCCGCCUGCGUGGCUCCGGGCCGUCCGGGACCGCGGCAUUUACCAUGUCCGAGUCUGCAGGUACAACAGUCUGGAACCCCAUGAGACUGAGGUCAUGGCCAACUUGGAUAUGUCUAAGGUGAAAGAUGCGUAUUCUGCGCUGUGA